AUGGUCGAGACCAGAUGAGGCCAGCACCAGACAACUUCGGCCUACGUUUUCGCUCCAGCUCUUCUUGGCGAAGUCGUUCCAGUUCUUGUUGUCGUAAUCGUCGUUGGCGUUGUUCACGCUCCAAUCGUUGUUGUCUUCGUCGUUUCCGUUUCCGGACUUUCCGCAUUGUUGUUGGUGUAGGACGACGAUUUGCCACCCGCUCCUGUAUACGUUCGAUUCGCGACUGCGUCUGUUUCGCUAACGCUUGCCGUCGCGCAAACGCCUGAUCUUUCGGUGGUUGAUGUUUCAGUGAUGGGGCGAGUAAUCGGCCUGAAAUGGCUCCGAUGGCAAGAUUAUUUUGGGCAACGAGGUUGUUCAGGGGAAGACAAUUUCCGAUUGGGAACCUACCUAAGUCUAUUUGUCCAUCACUCCUAGGUGGAGGCGUAUCAUAGUGCACAACUAAGAAAUGACUAGCUUUCCGCCGUCGUCGAGCGUUCUUUCCACGACGGCUCCGCCCUGUUCGACGCAACGCGACGUACCACGGUCGUUUUCGUGUGCCAUAUGCACAGGAUGAGUAUAGAUUGUAGUAGUUCUCCAUCAUUUCUUCGAGAAAUACACAUUCUGAUGUAUAGUUCUGUGGUGCCGCAGCAUAUAAUUUUCCAUCUCUAUCCAUACAUAAAUAUCUUUGUGAAACUUCUCCUCGUAUACUCACUAAACCAAUAGCGACAGAGAGAAAUUCUAGGACACUGAAUCGGCUGCCCUCAUGCCGGGUACCUCGGACUUGGUCGCCGAUCCCGCCUCGUCGUGUCUCUAAUUGGCUGGUUCGUUCGUCUAUAAUUUCCAGCCAAUUACCGGACCGACAGAAAAGGGCUCCACGACGGGUUGAACCGAGAAACGAAGUGA
Molecule: messenger RNA, 882 nt
Organism: Haemonchus placei
Lineage: Eukaryota; Metazoa; Nematoda; Chromadorea; Rhabditida; Trichostrongylidae
Source: the annotation of a GenBank genome assembly